This is a messenger RNA of Salvelinus sp. IW2-2015, 831 nucleotides long. The record is from RefSeq and is a predicted model, not a curated record. Lineage: Eukaryota; Metazoa; Chordata; Actinopteri; Salmoniformes; Salmonidae.
AUGGCUGCUCAGCUCUCCCAGCAGCUCAGCUCUCCCAGCAGCUCAGCACUCCCAGCAGCUCAGCACUCCCAGCAGGUCAGCACUCCCAGCCGCUCAGCACUCCCAGCAGGUCAGCACUCCCAGCAGCUCACCUCUCGCCAGCGGCUAGCAGCUUCCCAGCAGGUCAGCACUCCCCAGCAGCUCAGCUCUCCCAGCCGCUCAGCAUUCUCCCAGCAGGUCAGCAACUCCAGCAGGUCAGCACUCCCAGCAGCUCAGCACUCCACAGCUCAGCCUCCAGCGCUGCAGGGCAGCUCCCAGCAGGGUCAGCACUCCAGCAGCUCAGACCUCCCAGCAGGUCAGCCUCGCCAGCACGCUCAGCAUCUUCCCAGCAGCUCAGCACUCCCAGCAGGUCCCGCACUGCGCAGCAGCUCAGCACUCCAGCACUCAGCACUCCCAGGCAGGUCAGCACUCCGCAGCAGGUCAGCACUCCCAGCAGCUCAGCACUCCAGCAGUACACUGCAGUCAGCACUCCAGCAGCUCAGGCUAUCCCGCAGCCUCAGCUCUCCAGCAGCUAGCUCUCAGCAAGUCAGCCUCAGCAGCUCAGCUUCCCAGCAGGUCAGCAGCUCCAGCAGCUCAGCACUCCCACGGCUAGGCUGCAGCACUCCCAGCAGCUCAGCACUCCCAGCAGGUCAGCACUCCCAGCAGGUCAGCACUCCCAGCAGCUCAGCACUCCCAGCAGCUCAGCUCUCCCAGCAGCUCAGCUCUCCCAGCAGCUCAGCACUCCCAGCAGCUCAGCUCUCCCAGCAGCUCAGACACAAGUCUCGGUUGAAGCUCUAUCAUGUGUCUUACUGA